Molecule: messenger RNA, 2973 nt
Organism: Lactuca virosa
Lineage: Eukaryota; Viridiplantae; Streptophyta; Magnoliopsida; Asterales; Asteraceae
Source: the annotation of a GenBank genome assembly
AUGCAGUCGAGGUCGUAUACGAAUCUUUUGGAGUUAGCUUCAGGGAAUUUCCCUGUAAUGGGGCGAGAAAAGGAGAGAAGAAAGCUGACGAGAGUAAUGACUGUUCCUGGAAGUAUAACCGAGCUUGAAGACGACCAAGCUAGCAGUGUUGCAUCUGAUAAUCCUUCUUCGCUUUCAAUGGACAGAAUGAUUAUUGUGGCGAAUCAGUUACCUCUAAAGGCUAAAAGAAGACCUGAUAAUAAAGGAUGGAGUUUCACUUGGGAUGAUGAUUCAUUGCUUUUCAGACUCAAGGAUGGUUUCCCCGAUGAUAUGGAGGUUUUAUAUGUCGGUUCCUUGAAUGUUGAUGUUGAUCCUAUAGAACAAGAUGAUGUUGCUCAAGUUUUACUGGAUCGAUUCGGAUGUGUCCCAACUUUCCUUCCUCCAAACCUAAUCGAGAAGUUUUAUGAUGGUUUUUGCAAGAAACAGUUAUGGCCACUCUUCCAUUACAUGUUACCAUUUUCAGCUGAUCAUGGUGGGAGAUUCGAUCGAUCCAAUUGGGAAGCAUAUGUUGCAGCAAACAAAUUAUUCUCCCAGAAAGUUAUCGAAGUGAUCAACCCCGAAGAUGAUUUCGUUUGGAUUCAUGAUUACCAUUUAAUGGUAUUACCCACCUUUUUAAGAAGACGUUUCAAUCGUUUAAGAAUGGGAUUCUUUCUCCAUAGUCCAUUCCCCUCUUCUGAAAUCUACCGAACACUUCCUGUUCGUGAAGAAAUCUUGAAAGCUCUCCUCAAUUCCGACCUAAUUGGAUUCCAUACUUUCGAUUACGCCCGCCAUUUCCUUUCCUGUUGCAGUAGAAUGUUCGGAUUGGAGUAUCAAUCCAAACGAGGCUACAUCGGAUUAGAUUACUACGGGAGAACAGUCGGAAUCAAGAUCAUGCCAGUUGGAAUCCACAUGGGACAAAUCGAAUCAGUGAUGAAACUAGCAGACAAAGAAUGGAGAGUCAGUGAACUCAAACAACAAUUCCAAGGGAAAACCGUUCUUCUUGGAGUUGAUGAUUUGGAUGUCUUUAAAGGCAUAAACUUGAAGCUUUUAGCCAUGGAACAAAUGCUCAAGCUUCAUCCAUCAUGGCAAGGUCGAGCUGUUCUUGUCCAAAUCGCAAACCCUUCAAGGGGUAAAUCCGGAAUAGAUUUCGACGAAAUACAACUCGAGAUACAAGAAAGUUGCAAACGUAUCAACGACCAAUUCGGUAAGCCCGGGUAUCAACCCAUAAUUUACAUAGAUACCCCUCUAUCAGUAGGCGAAAGGGUAGCUUACUACAGCAUAGCCGAGUGUGUUGUUGUAACUGCAGUUCGAGACGGGAUGAAUUUGACUCCAUAUGAAUACAUCGUGUGUAGACAAGGCGUUUCCGGGUCGGAUCCGGAUCCGGAUUCGGGCGGGUUGAAAAAGAGUAUGUUGGUGGUGUCAGAGUUUAUCGGGUGUUCACCUUCUUUGAGUGGGGCCAUUAGGGUCAACCCAUGGAAUGUUGAGUCAACUUCCGAGGCUAUGAACGAGGCUAUAUCGAUGAGUGAUUCGGAAAAACAAUUGAGACAUGAAAAGCACUAUCGAUAUGUGAGUACACAUGAUGUGGGGUAUUGGUCUAGAAGCUUCUUGCAAGAUAUGGAAAGAACAUGUGCAGAUCAUUUUAGGAAAAGAUGUUGGGGGAUUGGAUUAGGGUUUGGUUUUAGGGUUGUGUCUUUGGAUCCUAAUUUUAGGAAGCUUUCGAUUGAUGAUAUUGUGACAGCUUACAUAAAGUCUAAAAAGAGGGCGAUACUUUUGGAUUAUGAUGGAACUGUUAUGCCUCAGAAUUCGAUUAUUAAGACACCGAGUAGACAAGUUAUCUCAAUUCUUGAGAGACUUUCUGGAGAUGCAAAUAAUACGGUUUUUAUUGUUAGUGGAAGAGGUAGAGAAAGCUUGAGCAAGGCUCUUGCUCCUUGUAAGAAGCUUGGAAUUGCAGCUGAACAUGGCUACUUUAUGAGGAGGUCUCAAGAUGUAGAAUGGGAAACUUGUGGACAGAGUACGGAUUUUGGAUGGAUGCAAAUGGCUGAACCUGUGAUGAAACUAUAUACAGAAUCAACAGAUGGAUCUUCCAUUGAAACUAAAGAAAGUGCUUUAGUUUGGCAAUAUAGAGAUGCAGAUCCAGGGUUUGGAUUUGCUCAAGCAAAAGAGAUGCUUGAUCAUCUUGAAAGUGUCUUGGCAAACGAACCUGUUGCUGUUAAAAGUGGUCAAUAUAUUGUUGAAGUCAAACCACAGGAAGCGAGUAAAGGUAUGGUAGCAGAGAAGAUCUUUACAUCAAUGGCACAAAACGGGAAUCAAGCGGAUUUUGUUCUUUGCAUUGGUGAUGAUCGAUCCGAUGAAGACAUGUUUGAAAUUAUUGGAAAUGCAAUUUCCAAAAACAUGCUUUCAGUCAACACAACCGUGUUUGCAUGCACAGUUGGACAGAAGCCUAGCAAAGCCAAAUAUUAUCUUGAUGACACAUCCGAAGUUAUUCUCAUGCUUGAAAAUCUUGCAGAAGCCACUGACACUCCUGUCACAUCAGAAGAUGACGAGAGUGAAUAAUAGGUUUCCUUUUUCUCUUUUGAAAUGAACUUUGUUGAAAAAAGCUUUUUACAUUAUUUUGGCUUUGCUGUUCAUUCUUGGAGUCUCUUUUAUAAAGUUGGAAAUAUUGGUCUUGUUUUGACAAUGGUGGAAAAAAUGGAUGAAAAUGUGAAAGGUAAGUUGGGGAUUCUCUUGUAUUUUUCUUUAUUGUUAUGCGGAGUCUGGAAAUGUAUAGACAUGUGGGGUGAUGGGUUCGAGUGUUGUGGGGUAUGAAUGGAAACUUUAGUGGGGUUUAUGGAGGGUUAGUUUUGUAGAUUGUUGUACCUUCAAUACACAUUUCAUUUGGUAAGAUCCAAUUGUAUACUAGCAUCUUUUGUUUUGAAAAUGUAAUUUUGACUUUUUGAGUGUCAUUGGUUAUUUCUA